Messenger RNA from Vigna unguiculata (cowpea), 426 nucleotides. Its product is annotated as protein LIM2. The record is from RefSeq and is a predicted model, not a curated record. Gene Ontology annotation, molecular function: fatty acid binding. Gene Ontology annotation, biological process: systemic acquired resistance. NCBI's taxonomy places the organism in Eukaryota, Viridiplantae, Streptophyta, Magnoliopsida, Fabales, Fabaceae.
AUGAGGGCAGUGACAUUGGUGAUGAUGAUGGUAGGUUUAGUGGCAGAAGUUGAAAGCAGUUCAUGCACAACCACAUUCUUCUCUUCUCUUGUGCAACUCAUUCCUUGUAGGGCAGCAGUUGCUCCUUUUAGCUCAAUUCCACCAACUGAUGCAUGUUGCAAUGCCCUUAGGGCAUUAGGGCAACCUUGUUUGUGUGUCCUUGUCAAUGGCCCUCCAAUUUCUGGGGUAGACCGUAACAUGGCCUCACAACUCCCAAACAAGUGCACCACAAACUUUCAACCAUGUAACCUUUCUUCUCUCUCUUUCAAUGCUGAUACACUAUAUAUGAACAUGGACAUUGAAUUUCUAUACAUAAAACUAAAUCAUAUGAUUCAUGGUUUUACUGAUUUUUAUAUCACAUUUAAUCCUAGAACUCUUCAAAUUUAA